This is a messenger RNA of Rodentolepis nana, 2334 nucleotides long. Lineage: Eukaryota; Metazoa; Platyhelminthes; Cestoda; Cyclophyllidea; Hymenolepididae. The record is from the annotation of a GenBank genome assembly.
AUGGACAAAGAUUUCAUUUAUGGUCUAAAGUUUGCUCUUAAGAAAUCUACAGGAAAUGUUAACAACAGUUUUGUUGGGAAGCAUAAACGAAAAUCUAAAGCAAAGUUGAAGGAAAAUUUAUCUUGUACUUUGCAAAAUGCUAAAUCUCCUGUCAAAAAGGAUUCUUUGACCACGGAUAUACGAGCAUCCAUGUUUCGGUAUUUGAAUGAGAAACUGUAUAAAUGCUCGAGUAAUGAUGCGAUUGAAUACUUUAAAAAUGACCCUGGCGCUUUUAAUAUUUACCACGAGGGAUUUCAGUAUCAGUUGCAAAAAUGGCCAUAUGAUCCUUUAACAUGGCCAAUGGAAAUAAUUGCGAAAGAUUUCAAAAAUAUACCCAUUGUUGCAGAUAUGGGAUGCGGUGACGCGCGAUUGGCAUCGUUGUUGAAAAAAAAUGCCGUCGUACAUUCCUUUGAUUUAGUUGCUGUAAACGAAGAAGUCACUGUGUGUGAUAUGGCACAUACACCACUAGCCAGUUCAUCUGUUGAUAUCGUAAUCUUUUGCCUUGCAUUGAUGGGCACAAACUGCCGAGAUUUUUUCUAUGAAGCUAAUCGCAUUUUAAAGACCAAUGGCACCUUAUUGAUUGUUGAAGUGGCCAGUCGAUUCGAUAAAUCGUUCAAAACGUUUCUCAAACAUCUUAAGCCAUUCGGUUUCAAGAUAAUCAGCUGGGAAAUCACAUCGGACACCUAUUUUGCUCGUGGUCGUCUUCUUAAAUCAAAAGACCUCUCAACAGUGCGAGUUACAAGUUUGCCUGAAAUUGUAAUAAAUCCCUGUCUCUCUAUGGAAGCGAUAAUAGGUCAUGUGCGAGAAGGCAAUUUGGUGGAGACGCGUCUGUGGUUAGACAUGAGUGAAAAUGACGUGAAUCAGGGUGAUGAACAUCGAUUUUCCCUCCUCCACUGGUCAGCCCGUGAAGGAAGGCGCGCUUUGGUGGAGCUGCUCAUUUCCCGUGGUGCUCGCGUCAACGCCACCAAUUUAGGGGACGACACAGCUCUCCAUCUGGCCUCUGCGCACGGUCAUUACGACGUUGUCUAUUUUCUGCUCAACCACUUUCGUCUCGCCGUAGAUGCACCCAACGAACACGGCAACACGCCUCUCCAUUACGCCUGUUUCUGGAAUCAUCAUGAAAUUGCCGAGGCAGGUCCUCUUAUUUUUGCGUCAAAGUUACCGUUGUUGAUCAAGUUUGGAGCGAGUUUGAUGCAAGAAAAUAAGUAUGGCUACACGCCACUUGAAAUCGCUCGGCCUCGGGCAGCGGCAAUGUUAGCACCAAUGGCUCAAAGCUAUGGCGCUGAUUUGACUAGACGACGGCCCUUUCGUGAUCAGAGUUGGAUCGGUACGAAAACACGAGCUCGUGAUGCCACCAUCUACAAACUGGAUGGGGAUGCCUGGGAUCCCCGCGACGUCGAACUUUCUGGAGCUCUCGCUGAUGGACACGGAGCGGAGGUUUUGCGCGGCUUCUUUCGAAAUAAGGAAGUGGUUGUGAAGAUGUUAAAACUCCGUCAUUACACCGAUCGACAGGCACGUGACUUUAAAGAGGAGUUUCCACGUCUGCGCAUCUUCAAUCACCCAAAUAUUCUUCCAGUGCUUGCAAUUUUCAACUCGACACCACGCUUGUGUUUAAUUAGUGAAUUCAUGCCAUUUGGGUCGCUCUACAGCCUUCUGCAUUCCCCUCUCCAACAACAACAACAGCAGUUAGACGAGAAUGGUCAGUCUCAGGCACCAGCGACAAUCUCUCUGCGACAGGCACUUCGCUUCGCAUUGGAUAUCGCCAAGGCCAUGGAGUUUCUUCACUCUCCCGAAUUGAAAGUGCCAAAUUUCAGACUCAACUCUCGCCAUGUUUUGGUGGACGAGGAUGUGGCCAAGAUUGGAAGCCCUAUAGACAAUGACAUGCCCGAGGACGAGAUGCUGACCGCUCGUUUGGACAUGGCCGACUACAAAUUCUCCUUCCACGAGAAGGCUCAAGAGUACAAUCCCGCUUGGAUGUCGCCUGAAGCUCUGCAGAAGAAACCACAGGAUAUAAAUCUUCAGGCCUCGGAUAUGUGGAGCUUCGGUGUAAUCCUCUGGGAACUAAUUACUCGAAUGGAACCUUUUGAAGGACUAGAUCCAAUGGUAAUUGGAAUGCAGGUGACAACGGAAAGCUUGCGUCUACCACGGUUGGCUAGCAUGGACGCUCGAAUUGUGCGUUUGUUGGACCUCUGCAUGAACGAAGAUCCGGGAAAACGUCCGAGAUUUGGCAUGCUUCUUCCACUGCUGGACAAAAUGCGCGAGCGAGCCGGGCACUCAAAUUUGGCCAGCCACUAA